Messenger RNA from Marchantia polymorpha subsp. ruderalis, 1930 nucleotides. The record is from the annotation of a GenBank genome assembly. NCBI's taxonomy places the organism in Eukaryota, Viridiplantae, Streptophyta, Marchantiopsida, Marchantiales, Marchantiaceae.
GAAGGUCAAAAGCCCCGGGUCUCGAUCGUAUGAUGCCGAUAGAAACGAUGCUGACGACGAGGCGGGCAGUGGGCCUCAUGAAUCGACGACAUUCCGAAUGGAAUUUUGCACUCAUGGCAUGGCGGCCGAUUUGGGGUCUGAGCCCGGCCCUGUAAAAAUCCUCAGGUGCUGUAAAAACAUGCCAUGGGAAAAGCUGGACUCACGGCGCGAAGGACAAGCCGAGAGAGAGAGAGAGAGAGAGAGAGAGAGAGGUGAGAAUCGCCAAUUACCCAGCCCGUCGCUGCUGCAGCAGCUGCUGAGACUCAGAAGUUUGGAAAGGGGGUCAAACAAGUCGGAAAGCAAGCAUGCACGCACGAACGGGAGGGAGGAAGGAAGGAAGACUGCGCAGACACAGAGAGAACAUCCGAGCCCGCAGCUGCUGCUGAAGGUCGACGAUGGAGGUGAGGUCAUCCUCGACAUCUCACGCGCGCCCUCGGAGCGAUGCCUCGCAUGUCAGCCGGAACCUCAGCUUUUCCAUACGACAGAGUCAAACAAAGAGACGAGCUGAAGUGCAAUGGGACGGAACAUCGGACACCUGGAAGCGGGUGACAAUAUUGCAGUAGCAGCAGCUCGCACGCACAAUUGCGAGGAAGCAAGCAAGCGCGCAGCUCAGAGUCCGGAGUGAGGCGGGGCCGAGGUGAAGGAACUUGUGAAGAUGAGGUGCUCAGAGCCACAUGUAUAAAUAAGCCGAUGGACGUGACAGUAGGGCCAAGCGAUGGGCAAACCAUACGAUUAUGAGUACUAGUGAAGAAGCAGUCGACGCCCGUGGGGAUCAUGAUCAUGAUCAUAGUCUCUCUCGGACAUGAGUGUGCUUACAGGGAGGGAGGGAGGGAGAUGGAACGUGUCCAGGCGGUGAGGGGGCAAGUGGAAGAACGCAGGGCAACUCGAGCUCCGAGCCAUUCUCGAGGCCGGGGUGGGGGCGGGGUGGGGGCGGGGCGGGGCAGGGCAGGGCAGGGCGGCGAGGGUCAACAACCAUCCAUCCACCAGUGCGAGCAUGCAUGCGCAUCCGGAUGCGCGACCAGAAGAAGCCUGAAAACGCUGGCCGCACGAGCCCGAGCCCGAGCUGGAGCCCGAGCUGCCAGCAGCGACGACGAGAGGCGGUUAUGGUGGUAUUCGGUUCGAGGGGCAUGGAAAUUUAUUCACAUUGCGCCGAUGAAAACAUCUGCCCAAAAGGGCCCGGAUCUUCAGUAUGUUUUCUCGAGAUGUGCUUCAAAAGGCAUUAGGGUAGAAGCCAAAGCUGGUACCUCUGAAAGGCAACAGGACCGGUGGCCUGUAAGAGUCAGUAGAAGAUAACCUUGACGCUAAAGGAGCCAACUCUAAAGCUGAUAUAAUUGAGAGCGGAACAAGGCUGUCAGUGAGUGCUUCAGGCGUAGAUGACUUUGAAUCCAAGUAAAAAGGUGCUGGAGCUGGAGCAGCAGCAGGAGGAGGAGGAGUAGUCGAUGGGGGACAUAUCUGGCAGCUGAGAGGGGGUCACAGAAAGCAUCAGCGGGGAUGGCAAAUUGGCCCGGACCUGCUGGGCUUGAGCGACAUCGAGAUCUGGCAGGGGACCGGGCGUUCGACUGAUGAUUGCUCAGGACUGAGAUCCGAGUCUGGCAUCGACUAGUCACGAACGAAUCAAUCAUGAUCCGAUGUAGCUCUCGCGUAGAGGAAAUACGUGAUAGGGUCAUCGAUAGCGUACAUGCUGCUAGCUACCAUUGACCAUCUACUGCGCCGGUAUGUCCUGUUCCAUACCAGGGAGAGUAAACUUUGAUUUCUUGCUUGGCUCCGAAAUAUUUUGUUCGGAGUAGGCACGACCUCAAGGCGUCCACUACUUGCAGAAAAUCGGGUAUAUCUGGGGCAAUGUGUUUCUUGUACACUUCAAAAGCAGCAACGAAAGCGCUGAUGAUUCUUC